Molecule: messenger RNA, 1064 nt
Organism: Oppiella nova
Lineage: Eukaryota; Metazoa; Arthropoda; Arachnida; Sarcoptiformes; Oppiidae
Source: the annotation of a GenBank genome assembly
UAGAUUUUAAUAGUUUUAUUUGAAAAUAUAGCUAAUUUUAUUUCUAUUGUUUUGCUAUGUGUUGUGAUAUUUGAUGAACUUUUAUUAAAACAUUUUAAAAUCCACAUAAAUAGAUAUGCUGUAAACAUUUAGUAGACAUGAAUAUCGAUGCAAACGAAUACAACAAAUCAAAUGAAUCUCAAGUCAGGGAUGGAAAGGCACUCAUCGACACUAUUGUCUCUCAAAACCCUAAUGAAGAUUAUGACAUUAUUUUGGACAUCGGGUGCGGAACAGGAAAUGUGACCAAAUUAUUGGCCGAUGUGUUCAAAGUGAAACAAAUCAUUGGCAUCGAUGUCGACAAACAAAUGAUUGAUUUUGCAAAUGAAAACAAUUGCAACCAAAUUAUCACAUAUUAUGUACAGGACUUUGGGCUGACAUGGGAUGGAUUGAGUCCGCAAAUGCGGGAACUGGAGGGCAAAGUACUUUUGAAAACUUGUGGCAAAAUAUAUGUGAAUAUUGGCUGGAAUUCCGAUCUGUAUAUGAAUUCCCGUAUGAAUGAGAUGACGGAACUGGAUGUCUGGGAGGAUUUAUUCAAUUCACAUAACUUUCAGAUUAUUUCACACGAGUUUUGUCUUAAAGACAAUGUUUAUGAACUGAACGCUUUUAAACAAACGGUCAUUACAUGCAAUAAGUUUGUCGACAAAACUGACAAAGAAUUUCUGGACGAAUAUCUGAGUGUUCACAACAAAUACAGAGCCAAACAUAAGUCACCGGCACUUGCAAUGGACAGUAAGUUGGUAAAGGAGUCUAAAUCACGUUGCCUUGAUUAUGGGAAAGGCAUGGAAUCGGUGGUCCCGAGUAACAAUUAUACGGAAAAUUUUGGCGCAGUUUCGGGUCAGGAUAAAAGUGCACCUUGCACACUUAUGGUCGACAUGUGGGUUAGAAUUAAGCAAGGAAGCAUUGGUGCUCGAAGUACACCACCAUCGACCAUCAAAAUGGCACCCGUUAUGAAUGAGGCGACCGGUGAGCACAGGUAUGCCACGGCUUCCGACACAUCUUCCGGUUCACCGAUACGUCUCAGCGGA